AUGGCCGGCCGAAUGGUGCUGUACAAGCUGGUGGUAUUGGGAGAUGGUGGCGUGGGAAAGACGGCUCUCACCAUCCAGCUAUGUUUGCAACACUUUGUCGAGACUUACGACCCGACGAUCGAAGAUUCAUACCGAAAGCAAGUCGUCAUUGACGGCCAGCCGUGCAUGCUCGAAGUGCUCGAUACUGCCGGACAGGAAGAGUACACGGCGCUACGAGACCAAUGGAUCCGUGACGGCGAAGGAUUUGUCCUAGUCUACAGCAUCUCUUCACGCUCAUCCUUCACCCGCAUUAAGCGAUUUCAUCACCAGAUUCAACGAGUCAAGGAGUCGUGCGCCUCGUCGCCGUCGUACCCCGGCUCACCCAUCUCUGCCGCCAACCCCCAGUUGCCCGUGCCUAUCAUGCUCGUCGGCAACAAGAGCGACCGAGUCACCGAGCGAGAAGUUUCAACGCAAGAAGGCCACGCCCUCGCACGCGAGCUAGGCUGUGAGUUUGUCGAGGCCUCAGCCAAGAACUGCAUCAAUGUCGAGAAGGCCUUCUACGACGUAGUUAGGAUCCUACGUCGACAGCGGCAACAAUCUUCACGACCCUCAGAAAGGUCCAGUGGCCGGACGCGAACAGGCAACGGCGACGCGAGAGGCGGUGAUCGCGACGAUAGACACCGAAGGAAGAACGAGCGAAGCAAGUCCAAGUGCAUUGUGUUAUGA
Molecule: messenger RNA, 705 nt
Organism: Fusarium keratoplasticum
Lineage: Eukaryota; Fungi; Ascomycota; Sordariomycetes; Hypocreales; Nectriaceae
Exons: 2
Coding region: 1-705 (234 amino acids)
Biological process (GO): signal transduction
Cellular component (GO): plasma membrane
Molecular function (GO): GDP binding; GTPase activity; GTP binding
Source: RefSeq, a predicted model, not a curated record